Parathielavia appendiculata is the source of this 2053-nucleotide messenger RNA. RefSeq lists its product as uncharacterized. Gene Ontology annotation, cellular component: cytoplasm. The transcript has 3 exons. The record is from RefSeq and is a predicted model, not a curated record. Gene Ontology annotation, biological process: superoxide anion generation. Bases 1 to 1635 code for a protein of 544 amino acids. NCBI's taxonomy places the organism in Eukaryota, Fungi, Ascomycota, Sordariomycetes, Sordariales, Chaetomiaceae. Gene Ontology annotation, molecular function: protein binding; phosphatidylinositol binding; superoxide-generating NADPH oxidase activator activity.
AUGUUCAAGGCUUUACGGAUAGGGAGGAGAUCCAUAAAAGGAGAAGAGAAAGGCAAGCCGCAGAUUAGCAUCCCGCAAAAGUCCGCAGUCGCGAUUGUCCCUCCAAAAAAGGUCAUUCGGGCACUUUAUGACUAUACGGCACAGAAUUCUCAAGAACUAAGUUUUUCGCGCGGCGAUUUUUUCCAUGUUAUCGGCCGCGAAAACGACCCUGACUGGUACGAGGCGUGUAAUCCCGCCUUGCCUGACGCUCGUGGCCUAGUGCCGGUGAGCUUUUUCCAGGCGCUCGGCCGCAACGAGCGUGACAGUGGCCAGUCCCAGCCAGACAGUGCACGCUCUGCGCCAAACCUCGACCAUGACUCCGGCUACGGCGAAGGACCAGCAUCGACCACGGCCGCCACCAGCCAGCGAAGCUCCAAGUCUGGCGGCAAGCCCGGUGCCAUGGUCUAUGGCGUCGUCAUGUACGACUUCCACGCCGAACGGGGUGACGAGCUGGAGGCCAAGGCAGGCGAGGCCAUCAUCGUUAUCGCCCAGUCAAAUCCCGAGUGGUUCGUGGCUAAACCCAUUGGGAGACUCGGCGGGCCCGGCCUGAUCCCCGUGUCCUUCGUGGAGAUCCGAGACAUGGCGUCUAAUACACCCGUUGCGAAUCCUCAAGAAGCGGUGCGGAAGGCUGGCAUCCCCAAGGUGGAGGAGUGGAAAAAGAUGGCGGCCGACUAUAAGAAUUCGAGCAUCACUCUCGGAAAAUUCGAGACGGGUGCUCAACAGCAACAGAUUGAGCAAGGAAUGGAGCGCAUGAGCAUCCAGCAACCCAGCGGCCGAGUGAGCCAGGGGUCAGGCUCCAACGUGGCACAGCAGGCACAGCAAGCGGCCUACCCCGUGGAACAACACCCACCCCAUUCAAACGGGUCGUCAUCAACACCGAAUGCGCCGCCAAUGUAUGCGCCCGUCUCCGCCCGGAUUCCCAGGUACUGCUUUGCCGAGGACAAGUACUGGUUCGUCAUUGAAGCCGAGCUGGAGGACGGCCGGACCUGGGAGCUGGCCCGAUACUACGAAGACUUUUAUGACUUCCAGAUUGCUCUCCUUACCGAAUUCCCCGUCGAAGCCGGAACGACCGGCAAGAAGCAGCGGACGCUUCCGUACAUGCCGGGUCCCGUUAACUAUGUGACCGACGCGAUCACGGAAGGCCGCCGCCACAACCUCGACGGCUACGUCAAGAGCCUCCUCGCGCAGCCGCCGUACAUUUCCAAGUGCAACCUGGUCAAGCAGUUCUUCGCCCCUAGGGAAGGCGACUACGAGAUCGACCCCCAGCAGCAUCCGCCCGCGGCCGUGUCGCGCCAGGUCUCGUCGCUGUCCCAGCCGUCGCAGUCGUCGCUCUCGCCAGGCAUGCAGACGGCGGGCUCGAUGAUCAAGGUCAAGCUGAGCUACAACGGCGAGCUGAUCGCCAUCAAGGUGCCGGCCGAUGUGUCGUUCGAGAGCCUCUAUGACAAAAUCCUCGACAGGCUCAAGAUCCCGCCCGGCGAGGAGCCCCAGCUGUCGUACAAGGACGAGGCCACGGGGGAUAAGCCGCCGCUUAUGAGCAAUGACGAUUUGGACGCGGCGCUGCAGAGGAAUGAGAAGUUGCUGUUGUAUGUUGAGUGAGGGUUGGUGGUGAGCUAUGGGGGAAGAGUGAGAGAGAUGAAAGGGCUUAUUUCGUUUCCUCGUUAUUCAUCUUUUUUUCUUUGGGCUUGUCUUGAGUUUUAUGUCUUCGUUGUUUUGGUGGCUUUUAGCCGUUUUGAUGGCUCAUUUUUGUCAGAGUAUACCCGACUUUGUAUUUGGUGUUUUCUUUUGCUUCUCUCCGAUUUGGGUUCCAUCUAAAUUUCUAUUCUUCUUCUUCUUUUCUUCUCCAACAAUGGGCAACCGAUUUGUUUGCUGUUACUGUUUUGAGAGGGAACUCUAAAGGCGGAGCGGGGCUGGCUGGCGGACGGAGGACGGGGGGAACAGCCAGAAUUGUUAAGUGCCAGCCAGCUCUACCGCUCACAUGUCAUGGAAUUGUAGGAGGGUUGGGGCGAGGGAGAUC